This is a messenger RNA of Loa loa (African eye worm), 564 nucleotides long. RefSeq lists its product as hypothetical. Bases 1 to 564 code for a protein of 187 amino acids. The record is from RefSeq and is a predicted model, not a curated record. The transcript has 4 exons. NCBI's taxonomy places the organism in Eukaryota, Metazoa, Nematoda, Chromadorea, Rhabditida, Onchocercidae.
AUGGAACCGUUACAGGGAUUUCUUCGAGCCGGACGUAUUCAGUCUAUUUCGCUUCGUCUUGAUGGUACUCAUAAAGCAUCGAAGCGAUCAAUAGAAAUUUACUGUCGUCCAGUGGAUAAAAGGACAGAGGCUGAGUGUCGUCGAUGGUUUCUAGCACCAAUAGAAAUGGGAGAAUCGAAUGAUCAACUUGCACAAACAUUGCGAAUCAAAACAAGCACUGGUUUCACACCUCUUGAGACAGUUCUUGACCUUCCGUGUCGAGCGAUUGCCAUUCAAGCAGAGCAGCAUCCAACACUUCUCACUAAUGAUUCGGAUACAGUAACCGCUCAUCAAAUUGAUAGCGGAACAACAACUGCUUGUGAGAUAUCAGAAACCGAGGUGUUGGCAAUGCUCCCACCGGAUUGGGCACUGAAUACAGCACACGGAAUUGAUGAAAACAGUUGGAACCGGAAUAUUUUAUCGUGGCCUCGUCCUUCGUGUAGAUGGCUUGAGAAAUUCUUCGAUUCAAUCUUUCCACCGGAUGAAACACAAGAAACAGUUCCACCCUGUACAGCAAGUCGAUAA